Messenger RNA from Cylicocyclus nassatus, 284 nucleotides. The record is from the annotation of a GenBank genome assembly. Lineage: Eukaryota; Metazoa; Nematoda; Chromadorea; Rhabditida; Strongylidae.
CAACUCUAUCGGAAUUUUCAGGCUGAUUAUCAUCGUUCCAGAUAAUGAUUGAGCUAUUUUUACUACCACUUCCGUCUGCAUUGGGUCGGCCAAUAAAUGGUAUGAAAAAAUGCAUGGAUGGAAAGAUCUACAUCUUCAAUGUCGCCACGAAUACAUCGUUCUACACUGGUGAUUGCUGUCAAGGGUUCUCAAAAACUUCCACAAGCAUAUGUGUAGAAGAUAUCGUUCAGCACUCCUUCAACGCGAGCUUAUGGAACAAUUACGGGCGGUGGAAGCGGAGUUGA